AUGUGCUCCCGGACGACCCUGCGGACCCUUGCUGGUACUGGUGUUAUGGCAAUACUCAAAUCCUACAACACCAAAAGCCCAAGUACCAUUAAUUUGACUGCUGAUUUUGUAGGGUUUGAGUAUCACAUUAUCGUACGACAAGUGCUUGAGAUCGCCCCAGGUCGUGUAAAUGGCCUUUUUGUUGUCGCAGUAGGAGGCGUUUUGAUGGUGAUUGUCACCCACGUGGGCCUUACUGCUUUGCUUGUUAUCUGCGAACAGCGGACCAAUGCCUUCUGUGUCGACUCGGGUGAGAUAUCCAGCAGCCGAGAUAUCGACCUCACCUUGUCCUCCGACAACAAGCUACAGAACAUCAGCCUCAUCCGGAUGUUUAUGGAGCGAAAGAGUCUGUUCGACCAGACGGACUCUGGCAGCGAGACUGGCUGUCCUACCAGCAGCCACAACGGUGUCGGCUCUGAGAAGCAGAGCAACAACGGAAGCAGCAAUUUCUCGACCUCGUCACCGAGGAAUACGCAGGUCGACCGCAACACCACGACCAACGUGAGCAUACAGGUGGGGACCGAGGUAGAGGACAAUAGCGUGCAAACGUCGCUGAUCUAUCCAGCGCCCGGCGAGCGGACAUUAGCCGGCCGGUCACCGGUGCGCGAGACCCAGUGUAGAAAUCGGUGUGAAUGGUUCCAUGAAUUUCUCCAAAAACGAAAAACGCAGGGGGAGGACUCGGCCUGCUCGACGACGGACACGAUAUCCAUCUGCAAGUCGUCAUUGCUGUUCUCGCCAGUGAAGGAGAUGCCGGUACUACCACCCGGAGGGAGCUACAGCGUGGAUUCUCUCGAUUGCGAGGACAUGCUCAUCACCUGCCAGACCAACAACAAGAACAACUACACCAUCGCGUUCGAGGGCAGCAUCGCCAUGUACUCGGACGGAUCGCAGGAUUUCGAUAAUCAAGAUAACAAGCAAAGCAGUAAGGCCCACGUGGGUGACAAUCACCACCAAAACGCCUCCUACUGCGACAACAACAAGGCCCUCAACAACUACAAGAACAUGACCCUCGAUUUGUCGAUGGCUCGCUCGGACUCGAAGAUCUACACGACCUGGAGCAACCUAAAGCACUCGUCGAUCGGCAAAACGAUCUCGCGCCAUCCUUCCGGAAAUAACAACACAACGCCAAAUUUUCUCCAGAGCAACAUCAGCUGCACCGCGGGUCUCAGCGUCACCGGAGCUCCGAUUUGUGUGGACGACGUUGGAGCAUCUUUAGAUUUUCUCAAUAAUAAGUCCAGAUGCCAGAGCCUGCCAGACCUUAGCAAAGCUCGUGAACUCGAGCACGUCGAGAUGGUGCCGCUUAAUUUUCCUGUCGACUCGGGUGAGAUAUCCAGCAGCCGAGAUAUCGACCUCACCUUGUCCUCCGACAACAAGCUACAGAACAUCAGCCUCAUCCGGAUGUUUAUGGAGCGAAAGAGUCUGUUCGACCAGACGGACUCUGGCAGCGAGACUGGCUGUCCUACCAGCAGCCACAACGGUGUCGGCUCUGAGAAGCAGAGCAACAACGGAAGCAGCAAUUUCUCGACCUCGUCACCGAGGAAUACGCAGGUCGACCGCAACACCACGACCAACGCGAGCAUACAGGUGGGGACCGAGGUAGAGGACAAUAGCGUGCAAACGUCGCUGAUCUAUCCAGCGCCCGGCGAGCGGACAUUAGCCGGCCGGUCACCGGUGCGCGAGACCCUCGUCAAUGAGAAGCCGGUGUACGUGGUCUACCCAAACUACGCGCUACCGGAUCUUUCGUUCCUCAACUCGUCGUACGAGAACGUGAUACUAAAACCCUACGAUGUCAGCAGCAGUCCAAAUAACGGUCAGCACGCUAGACCGGCAGCUCCGCUUGGAGGCCGGCCAUACUCUUGCGGCGACAUCGACGCCCUUAGGCAGCGCGGAUUCUCGCACGUCAAGGACUGGGAGUCGCUGACCUUCCUCCUGCCAGCCGAGUUUCGCAGAGUCGUCUUGCGCGACCUUCCCGAGGUGCCGGAGCACGUGAAGCUGCUCGACGAGGAGAUGGAGUCCUCCGGUUACGGGGGCUCCUCUACCGUCUUGACCGACUCUGACCAGGAGACGCAGGUAUCCCCCAGAUUUGAGAGAACGACAGUGUUGGAAGACGUGGAUCUGGUGAGUAGUGGCGAUGACGUGAUGCAGCUGGAUGACUUCCUAGAGAACAGCAGCUUCUCGUCUCACAGCAGCGAUGCCGACAGUGAUCAGGACGCGGACCUGAAGCUGAGAUCUUGCGUCAGGAGGUUCCUUGCCCUCGGGGUGAAUAAGGACAUAUCGAAAAUCAUCGAAGGGACUAAUUUGAAAAAAAAAAAAGUUACUUUCGGAGAAACCAUCAUUAUAAACGACAAUGAGGAGCGCCUUAAAGUUAGCGAAUACGCUAAUGUGAAUCUGGAGCUGCGAUCUCGAUAUCUAGAGGAAAAGAAAAAACUUGUACGUCCGGUGAGAAAAUCAGUGAACGCAUUUAUCAGUUUCUGGAAUAACGAGCCGGUACACAGCCGGCAAGGCUACAACAGCUUUGAGCUCUGCUCUCAGCUCUGCUUCGACCAUCUUUGUCCGGCCCUUUAUAACAUCAUGUCCGAUGGACUCAAGCCAAACCUCGGCUCGACCUUCGGACCCAUUGCCAACAGCGUCUGGCAAGUGGUGGAGGCGUCCGCCCAACAGGGAUCACCUAUGGAGACACUUAAUGACCUAGUCCAGAAGAUCAACGGCGAGGACUUCAUUAACGAGCUCAAGUUCCAUGCUUUUGUCAUUGAAUUGCUCAAUUUUCGUGCACUCGACGCUUGGUUCGCGUAUCUGUGCACGUGCGAGUCCAUCCUGCGCAAGCACUACAACGAUAGCAGUGUACUCGUGGGUGCUUUGAGCUGUCCCAACAGCCGGAAUCUCGUCGAGGACUUCCUCAACAUCCUCCAGCCUCUGGCCUUUUGCCCAUUCCAGCUGGACCUGCUUUACCAGACCUUCGCCAUCAGUCCCAUCAACACAACCACCACAACCACUCCCAGCCCGAAGGAUCAUCAAGCUCCCGCGUUCCCAUCGACACCCAUGCGUUCCUCCAAGUCCAAAAUCCCACGUCUCCUACAGACAUCGCCUACCAAGACACCAUCUAAAUCUAAACUCCCCGUUCCCAUCAAGUCUUCCAAGUCCCCUUUGGGCAUCUCAUCCCUGAAAAAUCCCGGAGUCCCUAAGAGGUUCCCAGCUGCGAAAAAGGCACCGGAACCGAGGCAAACGAGUAGACCGAGCCAAGAGAACAUGGACAUCGCAAGGCCACACCUUACCAGGCCCUGUUCUUUGCUGUACAAGACGUACGGCGCGAGCGCCAAGGGGAAGAGCACCGUGUCGCAGCACAAGUGA
Molecule: messenger RNA, 3384 nt
Organism: Copidosoma floridanum
Lineage: Eukaryota; Metazoa; Arthropoda; Insecta; Hymenoptera; Encyrtidae
Cellular component (GO): cytoplasmic vesicle
Source: RefSeq, a predicted model, not a curated record